This is a messenger RNA of Cylicocyclus nassatus, 867 nucleotides long. Lineage: Eukaryota; Metazoa; Nematoda; Chromadorea; Rhabditida; Strongylidae. The record is from the annotation of a GenBank genome assembly.
AUGAUCCCGUACUCUGCGCCAAUAAACGAAGGAAGAGAUGGACUUUACCAAAAUUUUUAUCAGGACCGCAACAGAAAAACAAAGAUAGCAGCUGUAACACAAAUGGAGCCGACAAGUGCUCGAAAGAUGGUUCCUUGUUUUGAUGAGCCAGAGUAUAAGGCAAUUUGGAAAGUAAAGAUAAUACAUCCUAAAGGAACUACAGCGAUCUCAAAUGCGAGGACACUAGAUGUAAAAACUCAACAAGGCGGAUAUUGGACAAUAUCUACGUUUGAGCCGACUCCUAUUAUGCCAACGUAUCUUCUCGCUCUUUUAGUGUCUGAAUUUACAUAUAACGAAAUGCAAACAAACAGAGGAGUAAAAUUCCGUUUGUGGUCAGCUCCUGGUACAGAAUCGCAGAGAGAGUACGGACUCAAAGUAGCUACGACUGUCAUGGAGUCCUUUGAAAAGUACUUCGGAGUGAAUGAUGUCAUGUCAAAGCAAGAUCUAGUCGCGUUGGAAAAGUUUGGAGCAGGUGCAAUGGAAAAUUGGGGAUUGAUUACCUUCAAAAAAGUCGUCUUGUUGGAUUCAUCGCAAAAUUCCCAUCUGGAUCCGCUAGAAUUCAAAAUAGAGCAGCAUGAAAGGCGAAGACAAAUCGAAACUGUUGUCGCACAUGAGCUUGCACACCAGUGGUUUGGUAAUUUGGUAACGCUGAGCUGGUGGGAAGAACUUUGGCUCAAUGAAGGUUUCGCUGCAUACUUUGAAAACUUUCAAGUGCUUAGUUUUGCCAAGAAAGGAAUCUCGAUUGUGAGUCAAUGUUUGCUAACACUUCCGCAACCAACAGUACUUCCUGAACACUUUCUAACGCAUCUUAUGUUCUUUGAUUGCUAA